Eimeria tenella is the source of this 2724-nucleotide messenger RNA. RefSeq lists its product as uncharacterized. Lineage: Eukaryota; Apicomplexa; Conoidasida; Eucoccidiorida; Eimeriidae. The transcript has a single exon. Gene Ontology annotation, biological process: negative regulation of cell adhesion. The record is from RefSeq and is a predicted model, not a curated record. Gene Ontology annotation, cellular component: plasma membrane. The coding region runs from base 1 to 2724 and encodes 907 amino acids.
AUGAGGCGGGGGCCCCCACCGCGCCAGUCGGCCCUGCUAGCGACGGCAGCAGCAGCAGCAGCAACGACUGCAGCAGCAGCAGCAACAACCGCAGCAGCAGUAGCAACGACCACAGCAGCAGCAACGACAGCGUCGUUUUCGACCGACUCGGCCAAGAGGCCGAAGAAGGAGCAACAGCCUGCUGCAGCAGCAGCAGCAGCACGCGAAGACGUUUGUGAUUCGCAGCAGCAGCAGCAGCGACAGCAGCAGCAGCAGCAACAGCAGGUCUUAAGCGAUGCACUGAUAGAGACUGUCACCAAGUGUCUCGACAGGGUGCCCAAGAUCGAAGUUUGCAGCUGCAGCUGCAGCAGCAACAGCAGCAGCAGCAACAGCAGCAGCAGCAACGGAAGCAUCAGCAACGGUAGCAGCAGCAACGGCAGCAGCAGCAACUGCAGCAGCAGCAACGGCAGCAGCAGCAGCAGCUUCAUGUGCCGCAUUACUUACCCAACUCUGGUGCCGUUCACUGGACUGGCAAUCUCAGAGAAGCCCCUCAUCUCUAGCAGCAGCAGCAGCAGCAGCAGCAGCAGCGGAAGCAGUAGCGAGAGCAGCAGCAAAGCUUCCGUUGCUGCUCCGCAGCAAAGCUGGACUGAGCUGGGGGACGUUUCGAAGUCACCUGAGGCCCCCGCUGCAGCAACAGAAACAGCAGAAGCAGCAGCAGCAGCAGAAACAGCAGAAGCAGCAGCAGCAGCAGCAGCAAUAGCAGCAGCAACAGCAGCAGCACGAUUCAACAGGGCCCUUGCUGUUGCUGCUGCUGGCGUCGCCGAGGCAGCCGUUCGCCUCCCUAGGCUUUCAGUUACAGUGCAGUCUCCAGCAGCAUCAGCAGCAUCAGCAGCAGCAGCAGCAGCAGCAGUAACGCCAGCAACAGCAGCAGCAGCAGAAGCAGCAGCAGAAGCAGCAGCCGCAGCAAAUGGUUCAGCCAAAAACAGGAAGGUGAAGAAGCAGCAGGGGCCCCCCUUGGGCGGGGCCUUAGGUGCUGCUGGGUGGCCCCUGUCGCUCGCUAGGGGGCCCCCGCUGCUGCAGCAGCAGCAGCAGCAGGGGUCCCCUUCAGGGGGGCCCCUGCUGCUGCUGCUGGGAGGCGCUUCGGGCAGCGGCAAGAGCUCGCUGCUGCCGCUGCUGCUGCACUUACUGUCUCUAACAUUUCCGCAGCUGUCGCUUCCUGCUGCAGCAAAAGGAGCAGCAGCAGCAGCAGCAGCAAAGGGAGCGCCACCGCCUUACUUGCUGCUGUCCACUGACGGGUUCAGGCAGCUCCUUAGAGCAGCAGCAGCAGCAGCGGCUCCAGCAGCAGCAGCAGCAGCAGCAGCGGCGCCAGCAGCAGCAGCAGCAGCAGCAGGAAGAAAACGAGGGGCCUCCGGGGGCCCCCAAGACUACCUUGUGCGGCAGCUGCUGUUCAGCAGCACUUACCAGCUGAAGCAUUUGGCUGCGGAGCAGCUGAGCAGCAGCUUACCUGCAGCAGCAGCAGCAGCAGCAGCAGCAGCAGCGGGAGCAGUAGCAGCAGCAACAGUGCGCAGCAAAAUAGAAGCAAACAUGAAGGAAGAACUCAGCUUCUUCAAGGGGGGCCCCUCAGCUGGCUGCUGCCUCGUCUGCAAAGAGGGGGCCCCCUGCUGCUCCCUCCUGGGUCUGCUGCAGCAGGCGCUGCUGCUGCAGCAGCUGCUGCUCGAGCCCCUCAUUGCUUCCCUCAUGGGGCCCCCGUCAGCUGCUGCAGCUGCAGCGGGGGCCCCCAGCGGGCCCCAAGGGGGCCCUCAGGGGGGCCCCCGGGGGGGCCCCCCAUUAGAAUUGAUAUUAGUUGAGGGCAUUCAUAUAACGCCAGGUUUUGCUGCUCGACUGCAGCAGCAGUAUGGCGAAAGGUGUUUGUCUCUUGUUGGGUUUUGUUAUUCAAGAGAAGAACAUAUAAGGAGGCUGCAGAAGAGAGAACCUGCUGCUGCUGCUGCUGCUGCUGCUGCUGUGGCUGCUGCUGCUGCAGCGGCAGACGCAGCAGCAGCCAAUGCGCCGGCCGAAGCAACAGCCAAUGCGGACGCAGCAGCAGAAGCAGCAGACGCAGCAGCAGCAGACGCAGUGGCAGAUGCAGACGCAGCAGCAGAUGCAGCAGCAGCAAACGCUGCAAAUGCUGCAGCAGCAGCAGCAGAUGCAGCAGCAGCACCGAAGAGAAAGAGUCAAAAAAGGCGAGGCGAGUUCAGCCCCACAAGGAAGGCAAGCAGGCGGGCAUCAGCUAGCAGCAGCAACGGCAGCAGCAGCAAAGCAAGCAGCAGCAGCAGCAGCAGCAGCGGCAGAAACAGGUACCUGCAAAGCCUCUCCUGCAUCCGCUGCGCUCAGCUGCACAUGUGUCUUGCUGCUGCUUCCACACUUACAAGAAGCAGCAGCAGCAGCAGCAGCAGCGACAGUGUCAGCCGCAACGGUAAGGUCAGCAGCAGCUGCAGCAGCAACAGCAGCAGCGGCGUGACCGCAGGUGUCUUCUUGAGCGAGUUCGCAGAAACUAAAGCGGCAGCAACUGCAGCAGCAGCAGGAAGCAGUCCCUAUGUUGCUUUAGAAAAAUUAAUUUUUGGGGGCCCCCAGGGGGGCCCCCAGAGGGGCCCCCAGGGGGCCCCUUUUGUGCCCUGUACAUACCCAGUGUGUACAGACAGCAUGAGCAGCAGCUUGUUGCUGCUGCAGCAAAUAGCAAGGAAGCAGUGGGGGCCCCUGCUGCAGUAG